This is a messenger RNA of Anopheles marshallii, 1137 nucleotides long. RefSeq lists its product as uncharacterized. Gene Ontology annotation, molecular function: ATPase activator activity. NCBI's taxonomy places the organism in Eukaryota, Metazoa, Arthropoda, Insecta, Diptera, Culicidae. Gene Ontology annotation, cellular component: membrane. The transcript has 3 exons. Gene Ontology annotation, biological process: membrane organization. The record is from RefSeq and is a predicted model, not a curated record. The coding region runs from base 1 to 1137 and encodes 378 amino acids.
AUGGAUACUCCGGAAAAUUUGAAUGUUUUAGCACCGAAAAAACGUGAAACGCUGCAGAGCUUUCGGCAGCGUGCUCUUAUAAAGGAUGAUGAUGUUAUAGCAGGCCUAGCUGAGUGCCCAUACGAACAACAGGAUACCAACUUUAGCCGUGAAAGCAGCGUAAGUCGUUCACAGUCUACGUGUGAGCAGGGGGAUUUGAUCGAUGCGGAUGAUUCCAUUUCCGAUGAUUUAGACCUCACUGACGAUAUGGAGGAAAGAAGUGAUACGCCUGUGCCAGAUACAGGCAUGCAUAAUGCAUCGAACGAAUCAAGCGGAACUCCUUUGAAUCCGAUGCCACCUUCCAGACGAUCUUCGGUUCCUCCGAUUGAUGGUUUGAGCCAACACGAAUCAGCGAGAAAACCAUACGAUCGAACAAACAGCAACGGCAAUGGUCUUUGCACCAUCGGAUUAAUCGCCGCUAUUGUGAUUGUAGUUAUAGCUUCUAUAUCACGACAAUGUCAACCUUAUAGCAGCGGAAAUGUUACGCCUAUUAAGCAACCAUCUUCAACUUGUGAAGCAAUUUUUAAACUAGAAGAGCGGUACACAACGAUCGAUGAAAAUCUCUGGGAUUUGUUGAAUGUAGUUGUGCAUCGGGCAACUACGCAUGAUAAAAAGCCUCAACCUGGAACGAUUUUAUUCCUCCACUAUGGACCCACGGUCAUACUGGAUGGUUUCAUCCACAGCGUAUCUAACAUAACGGCCAGUUGCUUUGGAGGAUCGGAACCAAUCACGCUGGUCGGUAAAUACUUCAAGCAGCCUGACUUCCAAGAAGACUACGGUGUGAUUGUUUCCCAGCAAAAAGAGGCAUUACUCAAGCAUGGAGUGAUGGUGGUACGAAAUUUUGAAGACGUUCCGGCAUUGGCUGCCCAGGCAUUUCAUACGAUUUGCGACACCGAGGAACCGUUAGUGCAUAGAGCAGUUAUUUAUCUCACGUUGGAUAUGCUCAAAGCGUCCAAUGUGUCGAAACCACCUAGUGAGCAAAGUGCUACAGCAGAAGCAGAAAAACUGCUACGUGAAUUAUGGAAGGAUUCUAUGGGUCCCGCAUUUCUUGAACCCUUGAUCACUCGACUGACGGAGAAUGUGUACCGUAUUGUUUGA